CUUGAUCAGACGAGCUAUGGAAAUUCCUACAUUUUGUACUGAUUCAUGAAUGCACCACUGCCGUUAAAAACACAACAACUUCUUUGGUACAACGAAGCUAGCAAACACUCAAAAACAACUAUAAAGCAACAUUUCCUUGUCUUAAUUUGAUUUUGUGACAGUAAUAUCCUUCGGUGGGUGAGUAUGACUUUUGAACUUUAACCUUUGACAGUAUUUGCUGUUGGUAACAGUAAUGGAGGGACGUUCCGACCCUCCUCCGCCCAGAAGCGCAACUGACCGCAUGUGUUUAACAAAACAACACAGCUUUAAGACAACGACUUUGAACGGCAAGAGUACAUCACAUGACCCCGAGCAGGUAUGAUGGCAGAUGGCGGUUCGCUGACUGUAGAUCCUUGGCUCUAGAGGCGCAGCGCUGCACUGACCAGCACCAUGCAGCAAAAAGGUGCAAUCCAGAUUAUCGAAUGGGAGGACUUGGACAAGAGAAAGUUCUAUUCCCUGGGGGUUUUCAUGACCUUGACCACCCGGGCCACUGUCUAUCCAGCCAGCCUUAUUCGAACCAGACUGCAGGUGCAGAAAGGGAAGGCCUUGUACUCUGGCACCUUUGAUGCCUUCUUCAAAAUCCUGCGGGCAGAAGGAGUGAGGGGCCUGUACCGUGGAUUCAUGGUCAACACCUUCACCCUAGUCUCAGGGCAGGCAUACAUCACCACAUAUGAACUGGUGCGCAAGUAUGUGUCCCAGUACACUCCCAGUAACACAGUCAAGUCAGUGGUAGCAGGAGGGGCAGCAUCACUGGUGGCCCAGACCAUCACUGUGCCCAUAGAUGUGGUUUCUCAACACUUGAUGAUGCAGGGACAAGGGGAACACUUGACACGCUUCAAGACCAAACCCAAAAUGAUGCUCGCUGCAUCCAAGCGCAAACCGACCUUCGGCCAAACACGGGACAUCACUGUGCAGAUAUUUGCAGCUGAUGGUUUUAAGGGAUUUUACAGAGGCUAUGUGGCAUCGUUACUUACAUAUAUCCCAAACAGUGCGCUGUGGUGGCCUUUCUACCAUUUUUAUGCAGAGCAGUUGUCCCUACUGGCCCCAAGUGAGUGUCCUCACCUGAUACUACAGGCGGUUGCAGGACCAAUGGCAGCAGCAACCGCCUCCACCAUCACCAACCCCAUGGACGUUGUUCGAGCAAGAGUGCAGGUCGAAGGUCGGUCCUCUGUUAUCGAGACCUUCAAGCAGCUGGUGGCAGAGGAAGGAAUCUGGGUGAUGACUAAAGGGCUCUCAGCCCGCAUUAUAUCCUCUACACCAACAUCUGUACUCAUCGUGGUGGGAUACGAGACCCUGAAGAGACUGAGCCUACGGUCAGAGCUGAUCGAGUCGAGACACUGGUGAAGGGCCCGUGCAGUCGUACCUGAGCUGACACCUCAGGGAAUAAAGACAGUCUGCCCCCAUUCUCAAGGUAAAAAACUGCUCGACUGGGUGACUGCUGCUGCUACAAGCCUUUUCAGAUUGUAUUGUUUUUAUUAUGCCUACAUAUGCCACUGGUGUUUGUCUUCAGGUGGUUGACCUCUCUGCUUUCCAUUUUUUAAAAAUCUUUAUCUAUAAAUACAUGGAUUAAAUUGACAAUCCUGGAAUAUGACCGACUGAAAAGUCCCGCCUGCUUGUUCUGUGCUAAUAAGUGCAUUACAAGGGACUUUUGUAAAGCAAAGGUUUCUCAGUGGUUGAAAAGAAAAUAGUAAUAGAUAACGACAUGUGGCCAGUCUAAUUGGUUUUUAACGUGCUAAAUUAGACAUGUUUAAAUGUGUUGUUUCUGAUAGAAAAAAAAGCACAAAAACAUGAUGUGUGUGUUAGUGCAUUCCAGUCUAAAUGAAUGUUGUUGAAUUACAACAUAUUCCACACAAGACAAACUUCCAAAUGUUUCUUCUAAAUAUGCAAAUAAUGUGUUAAGGUUUUCUGUAAGUUGGCCCCAGUUAAGAUCAUGUGUGCGAAGGUAAAUUCACAGAUUAAUUCAAUCAACUUCACUGUUACCAUCUGUUACAUAAUGGUCCAGAAAGUGGAGAAGACAGCACUAACAAUAAUUUGGGAAUGAGGAUGCACAAAACUGUUACAGACUCCAACAUGAUGUGAAUCUAGUUUUUUACCCCCCUCAUCACUAGUUCAUAGUUGACAUGUUAAGUGGUUGACUUCUGCUGGUGUGAUUUAAGGAGAAAGGUAAAAUGUUUUUUAGUUAUUCAAACACAAAAAUCUUGAAACUGUGCUGUCAAACAAACGUCUGAUGUGUCUUAUUUAACUACAAUGAAGUCAACAUUAUGUCAAAUCAAUGUUACAAAAGACCAGUUAAUGCUGCCGUUUAACUGUAACUGCCAAAAAACAUUUUCUGGGUUGGACACCUGUAAACUAUCCUGAAUGUAAAUAUACACCUGAAUGUUUGAUUUGUAAACAGCCCCUUUUCAGCUUCUACAAGUGGACAUGAUUACAGGACUUCCUCAGGAAAUUCAUCAACAAAACAAAUGAACCAUUUUAC
Cynoglossus semilaevis (tongue sole) is the source of this 2515-nucleotide messenger RNA. RefSeq names its product solute carrier family 25 member 44a (gene slc25a44a). Lineage: Eukaryota; Metazoa; Chordata; Actinopteri; Pleuronectiformes; Cynoglossidae. The transcript is spliced from 4 exons. The record is from RefSeq and is a predicted model, not a curated record. Gene Ontology annotation, biological process: transmembrane transport; branched-chain amino acid transport; branched-chain amino acid catabolic process. Gene Ontology annotation, molecular function: branched-chain amino acid transmembrane transporter activity. Gene Ontology annotation, cellular component: mitochondrion. The coding region runs from base 430 to 1383 and encodes 317 amino acids.